CCCUCUCUCUCUCUCUCUCUCUCUAUCUCUCUCAACAUUUGACCCCUAAUAUCACUCCCUCGUUGCUCACUUUCCUAUUUCUCCGCUGCGUCCUCUUCAUCUUCUCGGAUCCGCGAAGAUUCCUGUAAGUUUUUCCCCCACAAAGGUGCCUUUUUUAUGCUCCAUUAUCGUAAUCAUGGGUAUUGUUGCUCGUGAUGCUCCGUGAAGGGUAUAUUCGACUUGAUUUGGCACCAAUCGGGGACCAUUUGGGCUUUUGGUGGCUAAAUAUGGCUACGUGAUGGUUUUUGGUUUGAUGUGGCAGAGUAAAGGUGUUACUGCUGUGCACAAAAUAUAUCUUGUUCAACGGCUUGCUUUAUGUGUUUGAUCCGCAGCUCCCUCCCUGCUAUUUAAUUCUUAAGAUAUAAUGGUGGAAGGCUGUGUUGGUCCGAGUGAGCUUCACUUGAAGAAAGAGUUAACUGCCCUUCAGAAGGCCCGCUUUUUACGUGACCCUGAAACUUGUUCAUCUUGGAGGUCUCCUUUGAGUUCCAAAUCACUUACUGUGACUUCUAAUAUUCCUUAUGCAAAUGGAAUUGGAGGCUACACGACACAGAAAGAUGGUGCUUAUUCACUCGCGUUGCCUCCACGAAGUGAAUACAGAAGGAAAAAAGUAUAUCUCUAUAACUGGAGGAAUCAAUCUAAUAAAUCUAGCGAUAGUGAACUAAAGAUAAAUGGGGACGGCAUGGCAGCUUCAGUUGAGGGAAGCCCGAGUUUAAGCAACUCUCAUGAUGUAGAAUCUAAGAGUGAUACGUAUCUCGAGGUCCCAGUGAAGAUCUACAGUGUUGGGGGGUCAAAUUCCGUGACUCCAGUAAAAACAAGUGUUAGAAAAUUGAGAAGAAAUUCGAUUUCGAAAAAAGGAGCAAUUAAACAUUCAAUGGUUUCAAAGCUGCUCGAUCUCCCUUCCAGCUCAUUAGGAAUUUCCAAAUCAGGCGAGCAGUCCGAUGAUACAGAGAACUGCAACUCUGCAGAUUUGCAGAGGUUGACUCACGAACUCACCCGAAAAGGUGCUUACUUUUCUCGCUCUGCUUCACCAUUACUCUCUGCGUCGGGAUGCGGGAAUUGGUCAAAUUCCUCAAAAAUACUCAGAAGAAAUAGAAGAGAGGGAUCUUCUCAUUCUUGUACGCCUGCUUCAACUAACUCUUAUUACCGUUAUGGAUGCCCUAGCACCAUUGGUUCUUUUGAUGGAGAUGAAUUGGAUCAACUAGCUUUAGCAAGGCGUCAGGGUUGUGGCAUCCCUUGCUAUUGGUCAAAAAAGACUAAAGAGAGCGGAUGCGGCGGUUGUUAUUCUCCUUCACUAUCAGAUACUCUGAGGAGAAAGGGCAGCAGCAUUCUUUGUGGGGGCCAGUCAUUGUAUAAUAAGAAGAGAUCGUCUAUUAAGAGAAAAUAUCUGGAAAAAUCGUCCCAAGGAUUGCCUCUCUUGAUGAAUAACUGUGACGAGGGUAGUUCAUCAUUUGAUUCAGCAAGUGAUGAGCUUUCUGCUAACUUUGGGGAGCUUGAUUUGGAAGCUGUAAGCCGUUUGGAUGGGAGGAGAUGGUCUAGCUGUAGAAGCCAGGAGGGAAUUGAAGUAGCUUCACGUCGAGGAUCAGAUAUGGAGCUUACUGAGCAGAGAAGCUUAAGUCAAAAGUACAGGCUAAAGACUUUUGACGAAGUAGUUGGCCAAAAUAUUGUUGCUCAGUCACUUAACAAUGCUAUUAUAAGGGGAAGAAUAGCCCCUGCAUAUUUGUUUCAAGGUCCUCGUGGGACUGGGAAAACAUCAGUGGCGAGAAUAUUUGCAGCAUCUUUAAACUGUCUUGCCACUGAAGAAAACAAACCGUGCCGGCUCUGUAAAGAGUGUGCUAAUUCUUUGAAUGGAAAUGGAAUGAAUCUAAUUGAAGUGGAUGCUACUAAUAAGAGUGGCCUCGGAAAAGUUAGAUACUUAUUGAAAAACAUAUCAACGAUUGCAACUCACUCCCGGUAUAAAGUCUUUGUCAUUGAAGAAUGCCACAUGUUGUCUUCCAAAAUGUGGUCAGCAUUCAUAAAAUUUCUUGAUGAGCCAUUAGCUAAUGUUGUCUUCAUAUUCAUAACAAUUAAUCCUGAGAACUUGCCGCGUGCGAUCAUUUCAAGAUGUCAAAAGUUCAUAUUUUCUAAGAUCAAAGAUGUCGAUAUAGCUUGUCGGUUGAGAAAACUCUGUGUGGAAGAAAAUCUUGAUGUUGAAUCAGAUGCUUUGGAUUUAAUUGCUCUGAACUCAGAUGGAUCACUACGUGAUGCAGAAACGAUGUUAGAUCAAUUGAGUUUGCUGGGGAAAAAGAUAACCACAUCUCUUGUGAAUGAUCUAGUUGGGGUUGUCUCAGAUGAGAAGUUACUUGACCUAUUAGAGAUAGCUAUGUCAUCAGACACUGCUGAGACGGUAAAGAAGUCCAGAGAGCUGAUGGAUUCUGGUGUUGAUCCAAUUGCCUUGAUGUCUCAAUUAGCUGGGCUGAUAAUGGACAUUAUUGCUGGAACUCAUCAGCUAGCCAACUCUCGAUGUAGUGGUACAGCUCUUACUGGGCGAAAUUUAACUGAAGCUGAGUUGGAGAGACUACAACAAGCUUUGAAGAUCCUUUCCGAUGCCGAAAAACAGCUUAGGCUUUCAAGUGAACGCUGUACAUGGUUCACCGCAGCGCUACUACAGCUUGGUUCGAACCAAAAUUCAGAACAGAGUGCUAAAAAGAUUAAUAAUGGACCCACAGAAUCUGCCAGAGACUCGAUUGGAAGGAAUACUUCUCAUCCUCUCCUCACCUUUCGUGAAUCAAAAUCUACUCUGGGUCCUAGAACAACUAGUGGGCAUUCCACUCCUCAUGGCCUCCCCUCAUAUAGGAGAAGAUCGAAUGAUACCUCUAGUAAAAGUGAAAAUUUGGCUGCGGAUUCCAGAUCUGUUGAUAAACCAUUACCGGAAUUUUCUCAGACGAGUGAUACCUCCGAAAAGAGAAUUUUGAAAUGUGUGAACCCAGACAAGUUGGCUGAGAUAUGGAGAAGAUGCAUAGAUAGAUGUCAUUCAAAGACACUGCGGCAGUUGCUUUCUGAUUUUGGAAAGCUACUAUCGAUAAGUGAAUGUGACGGUGUCUUGAUCGCUUUCAUAGCAUUCGAGGAUGAUAAUGUCAAGUCUAGAGCAGAGAGAUUCUUGAGCAGUAUCACAAACUCGUUAGAGACAGUCUUGAAAUACACUGUGGAGGUUAGAAUAGGUCUAAUGCCUGAAAUUUUUGUUGAGAGGCAAAACCUAGAACAGAAUUCUCGUGCCACGAACCAAACAGAAAAGUUUAAAUCUUUUGCUAAGGAAAGGCGAUUAGAUUCUGAUUUGCUCUGUGGCUCAUCAAAUAGUGAGAGACUCAAGGAACCCCCCAACUUGCCUAGGAGGAACUCUGAUCAUUCUGAAGGAGGCAUCAACAGCAGAGAGAAUGAAGUUUCAGGACAAAGGGCAAAAUCGGCAUCUGUUGAUGAGCAAAGGUUAGAGAGUGCAUGGCUUCAAGCUGCAGAGAAAUGCACACCUGGGUUUUUAAGUCAUCCAAAGCCCGAGAAGAACCAAGUUCUCCCACAAAAUGGUGUAGGUCAGAAUCGUAAUAAGUCGAUCACACUUGCUGUAUCCUCGAAGUGUUGGGAAGAGGAGCAGGAUUGUGAGAUCAAAGCUUUAAAAAUCAGCAAUACCCAAUGCCACAAGAAAGAUCAUGUGGGAGGUAAAGGGAAUGGAUAUGCCAUUUCACCAAGUUUGCUUCACAGCGCCAACUACGCACCGGCCAAUUUUGAUAAAGAGAGCCAGGGUUACGAGUCUGGACCUAACUGUAACGGUCUCCUUUGUUGGAAAACCAAUAAUUCACAUGGAAAGAAGGUGAAGCAAGGAGUCCAUGUAAGAUCACAUAAGACGGGCCGUCUCUCAUUAUUUGGGGAUUGUGGAAAGCCAAAAGCUGCAAGAAGCAGACCAAAGGCAUGAGAGAACAAAUCUAGCAGUUUUGCUGGCUCGAAAAGCUUAUUCUUCUUGCAAUUUUUCUGUAUAUUUCUCAGCAAAAAGUCCCCGUCUUCUCAAGUAUAGAGGUAACUACGACUUGCAUGUCUCAAAUUCUAUGGUAAGAUUAACUCCGCCUCCAAAAUCGUACAAUUUUGCGAGCUUUUAUGCUCUCUUUUCUUUUUUGUUAAAUAGAUUUGGAAAGCAAAUAGGAUGGCAACUUGCUGAUUUAUAUUAGUGCUUAUUGUGAUCAAGUUUGUUUCUAAUGAGAGGAUGAACACUUGCAAGCUGGUAAUAGAUGCCAUCACGGUUACAAUUAUUGAA
This is a messenger RNA of Ananas comosus (pineapple), 4315 nucleotides long. RefSeq names its product protein STICHEL-like. Gene Ontology annotation, cellular component: DNA replication factor C complex; DNA polymerase III complex; nucleus. NCBI's taxonomy places the organism in Eukaryota, Viridiplantae, Streptophyta, Magnoliopsida, Poales, Bromeliaceae. Bases 404 to 3979 code for a protein of 1191 amino acids. The transcript has 7 exons. Gene Ontology annotation, molecular function: DNA binding; DNA clamp loader activity; ATP binding. Gene Ontology annotation, biological process: DNA-templated DNA replication; DNA repair. The record is from RefSeq and is a predicted model, not a curated record.